Messenger RNA from Psilocybe cubensis, 450 nucleotides. RefSeq lists its product as uncharacterized. NCBI's taxonomy places the organism in Eukaryota, Fungi, Basidiomycota, Agaricomycetes, Agaricales, Agrocybaceae. The record is from RefSeq and is a predicted model, not a curated record. The coding region runs from base 1 to 450 and encodes 149 amino acids. The transcript has 2 exons.
AUGGGAGAGGGAUUCAUGGGCGAGGGAUUCAUGGGCGAGGGAUUCAUGGGCGAGGGAGCCAUGGGCGAGGGAGCCAUGGGCGAUGGUCUGAUGGACGAGCUGGGCGAGGGAUUCAUAGACGAGCUGGGUGAUGUAUCCAUGGGCGAGGGAUUCAUGGGCGAUGGCUUUGUGGACGAGCUGGGCGAGGGUGCCAUGGGUGUGGGAUUCAUGGGCAAUGGUUUUGUAGACGAGCUGGGCGAGGGAUUCAUAGACGAGCUGGUGUUUAAGAAAAAGUCUGGCGAGGCAUCCAUUGGAUGGUGGUGUUCAAUUGGCGAGGGUGUCUUGGCAGGCAUAUCUAUUGUGGGCGACAUAUUAAGUAUGUCUUCUGCACGCAGGGAGAUAGUAGACGGAAGUGGUCCUCGUCGAGAUCAAUGGGUUCAGCAGAUGAGCCUCCGGACCAUGAUCGACUGA